Messenger RNA from Acanthamoeba castellanii str. Neff, 714 nucleotides. Its product is annotated as DHHC zinc finger domain containing protein. Bases 1 to 714 code for a protein of 237 amino acids. The transcript has 8 exons. Lineage: Eukaryota; Discosea; Longamoebia; Acanthamoebidae. Gene Ontology annotation, molecular function: palmitoyltransferase activity. The record is from RefSeq and is a predicted model, not a curated record.
AUGUUCUGGUGGACCUAUUACCUCACUUUCACCGUCGGCCCCGGCUACGUGCCCAAGGACUGGAGCGCGGACUUAGAGGACGCACAUGCGGGCCGACAAGUGCUGUGGUGCUCCAAGUGCAGCGCCUUCCGUCCGGAGAGGGCGCACCACUGCAAGUUCUGCCAGAGAUGUGUACUGAUGAUGGAUCACCACUGCCCGUGGAUUCAGACCUGCGUGGGCUAUCACAACACCAAGUACUUCCUCUUGUUCCUUUUCUACGGCCUCAUUUCCUGCUCCAGCUUCCUCUACCUCUUCUACCAGCACUACCAUCAGCUGCCAUCUCCGGAUGAAUCCAUGCCCGAAGAUUUCGCUGCAGCGGCGGAGACGGCCAACUGGCGAGGUAAUGCGUUCCUGUUGAACGAUCACGUCCGACUCAUCGCUCGCAACAAGACGUUCAUCGACUACCUCGCCGUGCACUCCAACCCCUUCCUGGCCAAGAUGGCAAUGUCAUGGGGAACGAGCGCAAGGAGACCGAAGAAGAGCGAAGAAGAUUACAACCGUUACGACUUGGGCACGAUGGCCAACAUCCGAUACUUCUUGGGAGACAGCAUGUGGAUGUGGUUUUGGCCGACGCCUCCGAGAGGCACUGGCUUCUCCUACCCCUCGAACCGCCGGGAGCGAUCAGACGAUUCCUACGACGUGCCCGGCGAAUCAUACGACCUGCGACGGCGAUGA